GUUUUGGAACAUUUAAGACAUGCAAAGCUGUGUAUGACAAAAUCAUAGAUUUAAAAAUUGCCACACCACAAAUUAUCAUUAAUUACGGACUCUUUCUAGAGGAAAAUAAGUAUUUUGAAGAAGCCUUUAGGGCUUAUGAAAAAGGAAUUGCACUUUUCAAAUGGCCCAAUGUUUAUGAUAUAUGGAAUACUUAUCUUACAAAAUUCUUAAAACGUUACGGUGGCACUAAAUUAGAAAGAACACGAGAUUUGUUUGAACAAUGCCUCGAACACUGUCCACCAAAAUAUGCCAAAGCUUUGUAUUUAUUGUAUGCAAAAUUAGAAGAAGAACAUGGUUUAGCCAGACAUGCAAUGUCAGUGUAUGAACGGGCAACAAGUGCAGUACUUCCUGAAGAAAGGUUUGAGAUGUUCAAUAUAUACAUAAAGAAAGCAGCGGACAUUUAUGGUGUACCAAAGACACGGCAAAUAUAUGAAAAAGCUAUUGAAGUUCUUAACGAAGAAAAUACAAGAGAAAUGUGUCUACGGUUUGCAGAAAUGGAAACAAAGUUAGGAGAAGUUGACAGAGCUAGAGCAAUAUAUGCACAUUGCAGUCAGAUAUGUGAUCCAAGAGUAACGUCAAAUUUCUGGCAAAUAUGGAAAGAGUUCGAAGUGAGACACGGCAAUGAAGAUACAAUGCGUGAAAUGCUUCGAAUUAAACGCAGCGUUCAAGCUAUGUAUAAUACUCAAGUGAAUAUGAUGUCUGCACAAAUGUUGAAUAAUGCAUCAAAUCCACCCGUUGAUGUACCAGUGGACGCUAUGCGACUUUUGGAUAUUAAAACACCAAGCACAGACAAUACUGCUGCCUACAAGGAUAGUAUUAAAUUCGUUCGUGGUGUAACGGAGAAAGAUGGCAAAGCAGAAGCUCAAGUGAAUAAUCCGGACGAAAUAGAUAUUGAUAUAGACGAUGAUGCCAAUGAUAACGAGGCAGAUAUAGAGGAAGAUAUUCCUAUCGAGAAACAAAUGAUACCGUCACAAGUGUUCGGUAGUUUAAAAACAGUUGAAGGUGAAGGAGAAGAAGAUUAAACCAUUCAAUAAAUUACAUUGCUUGGAAAUUAUGUAAAUAAAUGAUUUUAUAAUGAAA
Molecule: messenger RNA, 1119 nt
Organism: Megalopta genalis
Lineage: Eukaryota; Metazoa; Arthropoda; Insecta; Hymenoptera; Halictidae
Source: RefSeq, a predicted model, not a curated record